Molecule: messenger RNA, 723 nt
Organism: Nicotiana tabacum (common tobacco)
Lineage: Eukaryota; Viridiplantae; Streptophyta; Magnoliopsida; Solanales; Solanaceae
Source: RefSeq, a predicted model, not a curated record
AUGGAUCAUGAUAUAAAUGAAUAUGAACUCAUUCCAAAAACUAUUAGGCCUUUUACGGCAGCAAGAGAAGCAAAAGAGAUUCAUUUUGAAAGAUCUAUUAUUGUCAGUGAAGAUGACAUACUGUUGCAUAGGAAAUUAAACAAAAAUCAACUAAUUGCAUAUAAUCUGAUUACUGAAAGGAUAUUUUCAAAUAAAGCAGGUGCCUUUUUUAUAGAUGGUCCCGGAGGAACAGGGAAAACUUUUUUAUACCGGGCUUUAUUGGCAACUAUACGAUCUAUGGGAUAUAUAGCUUUGGCAACAAUUACUUUUGGUGUUGCUACUUCUAUUCUUUCAGAUGGACGUACUGCACAUUCACAUUUCAAAUUUCCUAUUGACAUCGAUGAAAAUACCAGUUGUAACAUUAGCAAAGAAAGCUCACUUGCAGGGUUAAUCCGAGAUGCAAAAUUGAUUGUGUGGGAUGAAUACCACCAAAAGAAUUGCUCAGUGGGCUUAGCACUGCACAGAGGAGAGAAAGAGGCCUUUUGCAAAGUGAGACAUUGCAAUACUUCAGAAGGAUGCAGCUUUUGCAAGCGUAAUGUUCUGAUACACGAAAUGGACCUUCCCACUGCCGCACUUCGACAAGGGGAGAGCUCUAUAAAUGACAACAACAAUGUGGUUCCAAAUUCACCUUGCCCAAAUAAGAGUCAAUCAGAUAUGCAGUUCCCAAUAGAAGCAUAUUACUGA